AUAUUUAUCCAAAUAUAAUUGCUAUGGGAUUUCCGGCAGAAAGACUUGAAGGUGUAUACCGAAACAAUAUAGACGAUGUUGUAAGGUUUUUGGAUUCCAAGCAUAAAAACCAUUACAAGAUCUACAAUCUAUGUGCUGAAAGACAUUAUGAUACCAACAAAUUUAGCUGCAGAGUUGCACAGUAUCCCUUUGAAGACCACAAUCCACCACAGUUAGAGCUAAUCAAACCAUUUUGUGAAGAUCUUGACCAAUGGCUAAGUGAAAAUGAUAAUGUAGCAGCAAUCCACUGUAAAGCAGGCAAAGGUCGUACAGGAGUCAUGAUCUGUGCUUAUUUGCUACAUCGAGGCAAGUUUCUAAAAGCACAAGAGGCAUUAGAUUUUUAUGGAGAAGUUCGGACCAGGGACAAAAAGGGUGUGACAAUUCCCAGCCAAAGGCGCUACGUAUAUUACUACAGCUACUUGUUAAAGAAUCAUUUGGAUUACAGACCAGUGGCACUUCUAUUUCACAAGAUGAUGUUUGAAACAAUUCCAAUGUUCAGCGGUGGAACAUGCAAUCCCCAGUUUGUUAUCUAUCAACUGAAGGUUAAGAUAUUUACAUCCUCUACAGGACCCACAAGACGUGAGGAGAAAUACAUGUAUUUUGACUUCCCGCAGCCUCUUCCUGUUUGUGGAGAUAUAAAGGUUGAGUUUUUCCACAAACAGAACAAGAUGAUGAAAAAGGAAAAAAUGUUUCAUUUUUGGAUAAAUACAUUCUUUAUACCUGGUCCUGAAGAGUAUUCAGACAAAGUAGAGAAUGGAACGUUACUUGGAGAGCAGGAACUUGAUGGUAUCAAAAGCACGGAACGUUCAGAUAAUGACAAAGAAUAUCUCACACUCACAUUGACAAAAAACGACUUAGAUAAAGCUAAUAAAGACAAGGCCAACAGAUACUUCUCCCCAAACUUCAAAGUAAAGCUAUUUUUCACUAAAACCGUAGAAGAAUCUUCAAAUUCAGAAGCAAGCAGCUCAACUUCAGUAACACCGGAUGUUAGUGACAAUGAACCUGAUCAUUAUCGAUACUCUGACACCACUGACUCUGACCCAGAGAAUGAACCUUUUGAUGAAGAUCAGAUUACAAAAGUCUGA
Molecule: messenger RNA, 1124 nt
Organism: Staurois parvus
Lineage: Eukaryota; Metazoa; Chordata; Amphibia; Anura; Ranidae
Source: the annotation of a GenBank genome assembly